Chlorella variabilis is the source of this 333-nucleotide messenger RNA. RefSeq lists its product as hypothetical. NCBI's taxonomy places the organism in Eukaryota, Viridiplantae, Chlorophyta, Trebouxiophyceae, Chlorellales, Chlorellaceae. The record is from RefSeq and is a predicted model, not a curated record. Gene Ontology annotation, biological process: negative regulation of reductive pentose-phosphate cycle. The transcript has 3 exons. Bases 1 to 333 code for a protein of 110 amino acids. Gene Ontology annotation, cellular component: chloroplast.
AUGCAGUCCCUCACCGUGCGCCCCGCCGUGUGUGCUCGCCCCAUGGGCGCCCGGGUUGCGGCCCGCCCGGCUGCUCGCCCCAGCCGCGUGGUGAUGAUGUCUGCUCCCAAGAAGGAGGCCAUUGAGGCCGCCAUCAAGGAGGCUGAGGAGUCGUGCGCCGGGGGCGCCAGCGGCGAGUGCGCCGCGGCCUGGGACACGGUGGAGGAGCUUAGCGCUGCUGCUGCCCACGCCAAGGCUGCCUCCUCCAGCACGGACCCCCUGGAGGACAAGCGUGUGAACGAGUACUGCGAGGAGAACCCGGCUGAGCCCGAGUGCCGCGUGUACGACGAGUGA